UUCAUUCUAAAUCUUUUUUGUCUCUGCUGUUUGGUUCAGGCUGGAUCUCUGUCUCAGUUUCUGAGACUGUGAACAUGCAGUCUGGUGAAGAUGUCACACUGCAGUGCUCCAACAUGGUCAAACGUGAAUCUGUGACAUUGUGGUUCAGACUGGUGAAUAAAACCAAGGCCAGCUGUAUCUCUGUUAUGUUCCGUGCUGACGAGGACGCUGAAUACUGUGAGGGAUUUCAAAAUGGAGAAUUUAAAAUGAGAUCCGACAGCUCCACCACCUCUCUCAGAAUCAAACAGGUGGAUUUAUCUGACUCUGGACUGUAUUUCUGUGGAUUUUACACAGAGGGACGCCUGUUUUUCAGUGUUAUACACUUAAAUGUGAAAGAAGAGUCUGAGGGAAUAGCAAAGCUGACGAGUGUGAUCCUGGGUGCUCUGACUGUUGUCCUUGUGAUAGUCAUCGCUGGUCUGAUUGUGAAAAACAGGAAACUUCAGACAGCCGAUAAAGAAGAACAGAGUCCAGAGCAAAGUGAGAAUGUGGGAUCUGAUGACCUGAACUACGCAGCAGUAACAUUUCGAACAACAAGAGCAAAAAGAAGAGAGCUGGAGCCAAAUGUUGUUUAUGCUGCCACCAGAUAG
Epinephelus moara (kelp grouper) is the source of this 626-nucleotide messenger RNA. RefSeq lists its product as uncharacterized. The transcript has 4 exons. NCBI's taxonomy places the organism in Eukaryota, Metazoa, Chordata, Actinopteri, Perciformes, Serranidae. The annotation marks the transcript as partial. The record is from RefSeq and is a predicted model, not a curated record. Gene Ontology annotation, biological process: response to bacterium.